AUGUACUAUUCUAAAAUGACCGUUGAAUACCAACGUUCUUUGGGUUCUCACAAACUUCGCCUCAAAGAAGCUCAAGGCCAAGUACCGGGUCUCACUCGUCAAUCCCUUUUGGCUAUCAAAAGUGUUUAUCCAGAAUCUUACAAAAUCUCUCGUAUUGAAGGAAAAGACGAUGAUUUGAUUAUAGAUCUCUACAAUAUCGAACAAUUGGGUCAACUUGACUCGAGGAAAGCCGAAUUUACUCGUUUGUUAAACAUACAGUUAGCUAAGAACCCUUCUACAAUUGAAGACUUAAUUACAUAUAAGCUACCUGGUAACGGUUCCAAUAACAAAAUUCCAUCCAAUCACUCCAUUUGUUUUUCACGACCCAAAGGUUCGUCCAAGAUCCUUAAGAAUAGCAUCUCUAAGUUUCAAUUUCAUGAGAAGACACCAGUCGGUGGAACCAAAUCACUUCUAGAACGCAUUCGUACAAAGGAAAAGAACAACGCAAAGUUCCAGGAUCAACUACACUUAAGAAAAGAAAAGUACAUAGAGUCCAAAAUGAGGCCCGUCUAUGAUGUGCUAUAUACAGAGUCUCCCAAGGAUGGAAGCACAUACAGCUUAACUAUGGGCCAACUUGAAAGGCUGCUUAAUGAUUCUACGGAAAUUCCCAUGGCCAGGCAGGACAUAGUGGAGACGGUGAAGAAAUUAGACCAGUUCAUCGACGGAAUUGAUUUGAUUAUUGUGGGUAAAUUAGAGGUGAUUAAGAUAGCUAAUUUGUUCGUUGCGUUACCCAUAAUGUUCGCUAGUGUCUCUAAAUCAUUUAGAAGUAUUGCCAAGAGACAGGUUAGAUUCAACUCUAACAAGGUCACCGGUACCGUUAUCGGUAUCGAUUUGGGUACCACCAACUCUGCCGUUGCUGUUAUGGAGGGUAAGGUUCCUAAGAUUAUUGAGAAUGCAGAAGGUUCUAGAACCACCCCUUCCAUUGUUGCCUUUACGAAGGAUGGUGAAAGAUUGGUUGGUAUUCCUGCCAAGAGACAGGCUGUUGUUAACCCGGAAAACACCUUGUUUGCUACUAAGAGAUUGAUUGGUAGAAGAUUUGAGGAUGCAGAAGUCCAGAGAGACAUUAAGCAGGUUCCUUUCAAAAUUGUUAAGCACUCCAACGGUGAUGCUUGGGUUGAGGCUCGUGGUAAGCAGUACUCUCCAUCUCAAAUUGGUGGUUUUGUGCUUAAUAAGAUGAAGGAGACUGCCGAGUCUUAUUUGGGUAAGCCUGUCAAGAAUGCCGUUGUUACGGUUCCUGCAUACUUCAACGAUUCCCAGAGACAGGCCACUAAGGAUGCUGGUGCUAUUGUUGGCUUGUCUGUUGCAAGAGUUGUCAACGAACCUACUGCUGCUGCUUUGGCAUACGGUUUGGACAGGGCUGACCAGUCUAAAGUUGUUGCCGUGUUUGACUUAGGUGGAGGUACCUUUGAUAUCUCUAUUUUGGAUAUCGACAAUGGUGUCUUUGAGGUUAAAUCUACUAAUGGUGAUACUCAUUUAGGUGGAGAAGACUUUGAUAACACUCUGGUUAACUACAUUUUGGCUGAUUUCAAGAAGCAAAGUGGAAUCGAUCUUUCCGGGGACAGAAUGGCCAUUCAGAGAAUUAAGGAGGCCGCAGAGAAGGCUAAAAUUGAGCUUUCUUCCACUGUCAGUACUGAAGUUAACUUGCCUUUCAUCACUGCCGAUGCUAGUGGUCCAAAGCAUAUUAACAUGAAGAUCACUAGAGCUCAGAUGGAGAAUUUGGUUGAUCCAUUGAUCAAGAGAACUAUUGAGCCUUGUAAAAAGGCUCUCAAGGAUGCUGGUUUGGCUACGUCUGAUAUCUCUGAGGUUAUAUUAGUCGGUGGUAUGUCCAGAAUGCCAAAGGUUGCCGCUACCGUCAAGAGUCUAUUUGGCCGUGAGCCUUCCAAGUCCGUCAACCCUGAUGAGGCUGUUGCCAUUGGUGCAGCCAUUCAAGGUGCUGUCUUGUCCGGAGAAGUGAAGGAUGUUUUGUUGUUGGACGUUACUCCAUUGUCUCUCGGUAUCGAGACUCUUGGUGGUGUUUUCACCAGAUUGAUUCCAAGAAACACUACCAUUCCAACGAAGAAGUCCCAAGUGUUCUCUACUGCUGCAGAUGGUCAAACAUCUGUGGAAAUCAGAGUGUUCCAAGGUGAAAGAGAGUUGGUUAGAGACAACAAGUUGAUUGGUAAUUUCACUUUGUCCGGUAUUCCACCUGCUCCAAAGGGUGUUCCUCAAAUCGAGGUCACUUUUGACAUUGACGCUGAUGGUAUUAUCAACGUUUCUGCCAAGGACAAAGCUUCUGGUAAAGACAAUUCCAUUACGGUCGCCGGAUCUUCUGGUUUGACUGACUCGGAGAUUGAGAAGAUGGUCAACGAUGCAGAGAAGUACAAGGACGAAGACAAGACCAGAAAGGAGUCCAUUGAGAAUGCUAACAAGGCUGACCAGCUUUGUAAUGACACAGAAAAGUCGUUGAACGAGUUUGGCGAUAAGCUUGAUAAGGCUGAGAUUGAAGAAGUCAAAAAGCUUAUUACCGAGUUGAGAGAGUUGGUUGUCAAAGUUAACGGUGGUGAAAGCGUUGGUGCCGAUACUAUCAAACAGAAGUUGGAUCAGUUGCAACAGAAGUCGUUGAAGUUGUUUGAGCAGAUGUACAAGAACCAACAGCAGCAGCAGAAUAACAACGACAACAACAACAAUAACGGUGGUAGCAGCGGCGAUAGCUCUAACAACGGUACUGAGUCUAAAUAG
Molecule: messenger RNA, 2757 nt
Organism: Brettanomyces nanus
Lineage: Eukaryota; Fungi; Ascomycota; Pichiomycetes; Pichiales; Pichiaceae
Gene: SSC1
Product: Hsp70 ATPase ssc1
Exons: 4
Coding region: 1-2757 (918 amino acids)
Biological process (GO): protein refolding; cellular response to unfolded protein
Cellular component (GO): cytoplasm; mitochondrion
Molecular function (GO): misfolded protein binding; ATP hydrolysis activity; ATP-dependent protein folding chaperone
Source: RefSeq, a predicted model, not a curated record